This is a messenger RNA of Paramecium sonneborni, 672 nucleotides long. The record is from the annotation of a GenBank genome assembly. NCBI's taxonomy places the organism in Eukaryota, Ciliophora, Oligohymenophorea, Peniculida, Parameciidae.
AUGAAAAUAAUCUUAACAUUUGUUCUUGUACUAGGGAAUAAUAUAAAUUGGUAUUAAGUAUAAUGCAGUUAUUACACAGACGUUACAUGUUAGAAUUCAGGUUAUUGUUAUUUGAAUGGUACAAAUUGUUAACCUGCUUAGUAUCAUAAAGUUACUGAUUUAGAGUUUGCUCAGAAAAAUUGUAAGGUUUUUUAUAUUAAAAUAAAUUAUGUAAGAUAAAUCGAAAUAUAGAUUCAGGAUUUAGAAAUAUAUGUAUUGAUUUUAUGUAGAAAAUAUUAUUGUGUAUAUCCUUCUGACAAUAUUCAAGAAUCCACUUUUUAGAGAAAGCUAUUUAUGAAAGUUUGCAAUAAAUAAGAGACGAUGAAACAAUCACAUUUACUUCAGGUACAAUAAAAAAAGUUGAUUUUUACUGGGUUUUAUGGGGAAUGUCUGAUGCAUUAUACUUAGAAUUAAGAUCUUAACAAUCACUGAGUAUAUAUCAUACAAAUAUUUGAUAAAUUUUGGAUUUGCUAAUUUAAAACUACAAAAACUAUAAUUUGGAACAUAGUUUGGAAUUUUUGAAAUCAUCUGGAUAAAUUAAAAACCAGAAUAUAUUGAGGUAUUAGUUAUGCUGAAUGAAUAAUUUGGGUUUUAUAACAGAUUCUGAUCUUAUUAUGAUUAGGAUAUUUGGAU